UCGAAACCAUUUCGCUUCCUCGUCGGCCCAAAAGAACGCGAGUCUACCGUCCACUCUGCCCUUGUCGAGGAUCAAUCGGCUGCGCUCGACAAGCUCAUCAACAACGACAAAUUCAGGGAGGCAACUGACGGCUACGCUACAUUGCCGAAAGUUAACGAGGAAACCUUCGUCUGCUUCGUUCAGUUUGCGUACACUGGGAACUACGAGCAUUCUGCGCGUUGGAUUCUGUAUUCCACGCCACCAAGAUCGAGGGCGGUACUCGAGUGGGACUCAGACUCAGACUCAGCGCGUUCUUCCAAGGAUGGAUUUUGGACAAAGUUCAUCCGUCUAGCUAACCGCCUCCAAAAGCGCGGGGUCUAUCAUUCCGGAGAUACAUUGAGUUGCAACGUCAAGGUCGUGCUCCAGCACGCAAGGCUGUACGUCUUGGCUGACCAUUAUAACGUCUCCAAUCUCGUGGACCUGACCAUAAACCACCUAGGGCAAGCCCUAAUUGUGUUCAGUUUUUGUGAUGAGGAGACUGGGAUCAUCGCGGCAUGGUUGGAAUGUUGCUACGGCGUGUCGGCGUUGGGAUCACUGAAAUCUUUCGUCGUCUUAUACGCGGGUUUCAAGGCGAAGGCUCUUUGGAAGAAUCCGGACUCUCAGGAUCCCGUGGGGAAAAUUGGGAACUAUCGUUUGAUAUUAUCGCAAGGUGAUGGAGACGGUGGAUUGAGGAGCAUCGGCUCAUAG
Messenger RNA from Parathielavia appendiculata, 726 nucleotides. RefSeq lists its product as uncharacterized. NCBI's taxonomy places the organism in Eukaryota, Fungi, Ascomycota, Sordariomycetes, Sordariales, Chaetomiaceae. The record is from RefSeq and is a predicted model, not a curated record. The transcript is spliced from 2 exons. The annotation marks the transcript as partial.